Messenger RNA from Brachypodium distachyon (stiff brome), 877 nucleotides. RefSeq names its product skin secretory protein xP2-like. The coding region runs from base 101 to 877 and encodes 258 amino acids. The record is from RefSeq and is a predicted model, not a curated record. Lineage: Eukaryota; Viridiplantae; Streptophyta; Magnoliopsida; Poales; Poaceae. The transcript is spliced from 4 exons.
ACGUCGGAGGAGGACGACGAUGAAGACGACGUCCCCUUGGUGAGGCGGUCUGCUGCAGAGCGAGCAAGCAGGCGGGAGACUAGCCCGCAACAGGGCGGUUAUGGCAGCCGUCCUUGCUACUCCAACGGCUCCACCGGUUCCCCCCGCACGAAGGGGACCUCCGGCGAGGAGUAUCUUGGCGGACAGGGUGCUCAAGCUCAACCCGCCGGGGUCUUCAAGGAAGAGGGGGCAGUCCAGCACCUCGCCGGCAGCCCCGGCCAAGAAACCCCGCCCGACAUCGGGCGGGGGUGACAAGGACGCCGCUGACGCGGCGGAUACAUUGGCGGCACCUGCCACUGGGGACACACGAGUCCCCGACCCAAACUUGCAAGGCACCGGCCCAGUAGCAGGAUCAACGGCAGCCGGCGGGAGCAUCCCGGCAACUGGCGGAGAUGCGGCUGACGGAGACGCGCACCAAGCCAGUGACAGGACGCGGCAAGUCGCUAGGGAUGCUCCAACUGCACCCGCGCCCACCGAGGUGCGGGUGAUCGACCUCACCGGUGAGGACGAUGACGAUGCCCCGGAGGAGGUUGCCUCCGCCGGAACCCUUCAACAAACUGCCCCGGAGCUUGCCGAGGACGCAACGGUCACUGCGGGGGGUGACGUGGACCAGCCUCUACCUGCCGAGGCAAGCAGCGGUGCUUUGGAGAUGCCCCCGAGCCCCCGGCCUGCCCCUUCGGGCGGGCAGGGAGCUGCGGGCCUCGGACAAGUCGGAGGCACGUCGCCGAGCCCUGACGCAGCGUCGGGGUCGCAGACGGCCGUGGCGGGGUCCUCCACAUCCGCCGGAGCCGCCUUCAGCCUAGGAGCAGGGGAGCUCGCCGGGCGAUCAUGGGGCUGA